Condylostylus longicornis is the source of this 2499-nucleotide messenger RNA. Its product is annotated as probable serine/threonine-protein kinase DDB_G0282963. The record is from RefSeq and is a predicted model, not a curated record. The transcript is spliced from 4 exons. Lineage: Eukaryota; Metazoa; Arthropoda; Insecta; Diptera; Dolichopodidae. Bases 93 to 1985 code for a protein of 630 amino acids.
AAUAGUAAUAAAAAUAAUAAUCAAAUAAUAUCAGGAUUUUAUAAUUUUCAUAUUAAUGCAAAUUUAGUUGGAGGUGGUGACAACAUAACAGUAUGAGAUCUAGCUUAGGCGGAAAUAAUUCAACAUUACAUGGAAAUGUUAAUAUAUUACUUGGCGGGGCGAUGCUAUCUGUUGUAAUAACAGUUUUAUGUGUUGUCUGUUAUUGUUGUCAUCGUAAUAUUAAAAAACGUACAGAAUCUGCAUAUAGACAACGAUGGUUAGAAAAUGAUCCUAAUAUGGAAAUUUAUAGUGUGGAACAGUGUUACGAAACAUCGGGUUUAUUUAUGGAUUCAGACGAAACUUUGGCCAGUCAAGUACCAACAUUAAGCCAUCAGCCUCCACCAUCAUAUGAUGCUGUUGUAGCAAUGGAUGAAAUUAUAAAUCGUCGCAUAUCUCCACCACCGGGUUAUAGAUCAACAACUUCCAUAACAAAUAGUAAUGUUUUGAAAUAUAACGAUAUUCAACAAACACCAUCGACGUCCUCAUCAACAUCAUCUAAUCAACACCACCCUCAUCACUUACAUCAUCGUCACAACGAACAACUAUUAAAUCUACACAAUAAUCGUCUUCAAACUUCGCCUGCAACAACAAAUCAAUUACAACUACCAAACCAGCUUUAUCGAAAUCGCCAAUCUUUAGGAAAAUACCCAUUGUCAAAAAAUCAUCACAGCAAUUAUCGUAAUUUUGGACGUAGACCAACACCAAUGACAAGUGCUUCAGCAUCAACACUUGAAAAAAAUUAUCGUUUCAGAAUGUUGCGCACUGAAUCAUGUUGCUCUUUAGAACGUGCUCUGGGUGGUUGUAGAACGAGUGCUUUGGAUUCAAGCAGUAGUAGCAACGGCAGUAUAUUAGAAGAUGAAAAUAUUUCCCUACCACCGACAAUGAAUCCUCGAUACACUUUAAAUAAUAAUUCAGUAUCAAGUAAAUUAAAUUUACCAUCUACAUCAAUCAGUUCUACAGACUACGAUCAUGGUUGUCCAUUAUGCGGAAAACUUCGUUAUUUAAAUACAGCUUCUGCAAAUAGUGAUGCUAAUCAAAAAUCAGAUUUAAUGGAUAGCAAUGAAUUUUAUGAUAAACAAUCACGUAAUAAGUUUACUCGAAAUUCAUCAGGGGCAUUAACGACGAUAGGAAAAUCGUCGAGCAGCGAAAUUGAUAACAUUGUUGAUGUUGAGCAACAAAUAUACAAUAAAAAUAAUGAUAAUAAUAUUCAGGUAAAUAAAAAUUCACCAAUAGUAUCAGCAAAAUCGACAUCAUCAUCUUCAAAUAAUUUAUCAAACACAUGUGAAUGUUAUUCAACAAACAAUAGCCAACAGCAUUUGCCUUUUUCUGACAAUUCAACAAAUUUAACAUCAUUAACAGUUCCAUCAACAUCAGGUGCUGUUAUGUUAACUGCUGAGGAAAAUGAUAUGAAUUGUUCGAAUGCAUCUGGAAUAUCCUCAGAAACUAGUCAAAUACAAAUGGAUACAAAUCCAGAUAUUGAUGUUCCUCUGGUUCAAUUAUUUGUUGAAAAUAAUGAUAAUAAUAGUGAUAUGAUUGCAAUAAAAGAUGACAAUGUAAACUUUGAUAAAAAUGCUAAUUUAUUACAACGAUACGUGCAAUCUGUUCAAAAUUCAAAUGAAGAACAACAAAAUAUAUAUCACUGUAACAACGAUGAUAAUGCAGUUAUUAAUAAUAAUAUAGAUAAUAAUAAUACCACUAAUAAUAGUAAUGAUAAUAAUAACAAUAAUAACAAUAUCUUAUGUCAAAAUAUAGAUUUAAUUGCAGCAACACACUCUAAUGUAAAUAAUAAUAGCAAUGUUGUUAAUAUUUGUAGUAAUAGUAUUGAAUCAAUGGACUCAAUAAAUGAUAAUGGAAUUCUACGUUUAGAUAUGAGUCAAAUGAUUGAUAAAACAGGUUUACCAACCUAUGAUGCUGCAUUGAAGCUGGAAUCAAGUGGUUACGUUUAAUAAUUUUAUAUAGAAUAAUAAAUUUUUAAUUUAAGUUAAAUAUAAAAGCUUAUAAUAGAUGUAAGAAUGUAAGAAUGUUUUAGGAAUAAAAAUAAAAUAGCAAUAUCAGAAACAAUUGAUUAGGUACGUUGUAACAAUGUCCGAUUACUUUGAAUUGAAAUAUGUGAAAUGUAAAUAAGAUGUAGCUUUUUUUUUAUUAAAGAUACACAACAGAAAAAAUAUUUUAUAAUAGAUACCAACCAUAUCAAUGUAAAAAAUUAAUGUACUAUUUUACUGACAGUAGAGACAUACGAUAAAUGCAGACUUAUGACUCUGUAACUGGCAUUGCAAGCUAAUUUUUUAAGGCAAAAUAAAUAUUAUAGACUUUUAGUCUAAAGGUAAUUGUAUACGAACUAAGAUUGUAUAAUUAAAAAACAAAACUGCUAAAAAAAUUUUUACAUAAUUAAUACACAUUUAAUUUAAAUUUCUUUUCAAUUCAUGUUAAUUUUAAUAAACAACAUUUAAAUUGUUAUAA